Messenger RNA from Anolis sagrei ordinatus, 556 nucleotides. NCBI's taxonomy places the organism in Eukaryota, Metazoa, Chordata, Lepidosauria, Squamata, Anolidae. The record is from RefSeq and is a predicted model, not a curated record.
GCCACCCGGAAGCGCUUGCUCUGCAGGGCUGUGAGGAGGGAAGAUGGCGGCGGAGGAGCCUCAGCAGCAGCCGGAGCCCCUCGGCGGGGACACGGACGGAGUGAAUUGCUUGGCCUAUGAUGAAGCCAUAAUGGCUCAGCAGGAUAGAAUUCAGCAGGAGAUCGCUGUCCAGAACCCAUUAGUCUCCGAAAAGAUGGAAUUGACAGUCCUGUACAAAGAAUACGCUGACGAUGACCAUGUAUAUCAGCAGAAGAUCAAGGAUCUUCUGCAGAAGUAUUCGUUCAUCCGGAAGACGAGGCCAGAUGGCAACUGUUUCUACCGGGCGUUUGGCUUUUCCCAUUUGGAGGCUCUUUUGGAGGACGGGAAAGAGCUGCAACGCUUCAAAGAAGUGGCCGCCAAAAGCAAGGAAGUGUUGGUGUCACAGGGUUUCACGGAGUUCACCAUUGAGGACUUCCACAACACGGUAAGGCCUGCCCUGAUUCAAAUGAUGUCUUCUCCAUAUCUGGCUCUCUCAGAAGCUGGAAAUGGUGGGAUUUUGUAGUUUGAAACAUACCCA